AUGUCAUACCCAGCGUCAACAACCACCCCGCUCUACCUGACCGGUAACCAGGCGGGACUGAAGGAGUUCCUAGACAAAUUCGAUGUUGGUGCCCGGAGUCCGGAAUGGAAAUGCGUCCUCUGGUCCGGUGACCACUUAUUUCCUGGAACAGUUGAGACACUCGAAUUGCUCCGGAAGAAAGGGAAGCAAGUGGUCUUCGUGACGAAUAACAGCACCAAGUCUCGCGCCGACUACAAGAAGAAGCUAGAGGGUCUAGGAAUCCCGAGCACAGUGGAAGAAAUCUUCUCCUCCUCCUACAGCUCCUCGAUAUACAUCUCGCGCAUCCUGCAACUCCCCGCUGACAAGCGCAAAGUCUUCGUCAUCGGCGAGAGCGGCAUCGAGCAAGAACUGCGCUCGGAGAACGUCCCCUUCAUCGGCGGCACGGACCCGGCAUAUCGGCGCGAUGUGACGGCCGACGACUACAAGCAGAUUGCCGCCGGUGACCCCUCUGUGAUCGACCCGGAAGUCGGGGUCGUGCUCGUCGGGCUGGAUUUCCACUUGAACUAUAUCAAGCUCGCGCUGGCGUACCACUACAUCAAGCGCGGGGCGGUUUUCCUGGCAACAAAUAUCGAUUCGACGCUGCCUAAUUCGGGGACGCUGUUCCCCGGCGCGGGAUCGAUGAGCGCGCCGCUGAUUAUGAUGCUGGGACAGGAUCCUGUCGCAUUGGGGAAACCGAGUCAGGCUAUGAUGGAUGCGAUUGAGGGCAAGUUUCAGUUUGAUCGCAGUCGGGCAUGCAUGGUUGGGGACCGCGCGAAUACUGAUAUCCGGUUUGGGCUGGAGGGCCAGCUGGGCGGGACGCUGGGCGUGCUGACGGGGGUUAGCUCCAAGGAAGAUUUCGUAUCAGGUCCCGUGAGGCCGCUGGCCUAUCUGGAUAAGCUGGCGGAUCUGCUGGGCGCGGAGUCUUGA
This is a messenger RNA of Penicillium lagena, 945 nucleotides long. RefSeq lists its product as uncharacterized. Gene Ontology annotation, molecular function: alkaline phosphatase activity; phosphoglycolate phosphatase activity. The transcript has 4 exons. Bases 1 to 945 code for a protein of 314 amino acids. NCBI's taxonomy places the organism in Eukaryota, Fungi, Ascomycota, Eurotiomycetes, Eurotiales, Aspergillaceae. The record is from RefSeq and is a predicted model, not a curated record.